Messenger RNA from Oreochromis aureus, 1585 nucleotides. Its product is annotated as low affinity immunoglobulin gamma Fc region receptor II-like. The transcript is spliced from 10 exons. The record is from RefSeq and is a predicted model, not a curated record. Gene Ontology annotation, molecular function: transmembrane signaling receptor activity. Gene Ontology annotation, biological process: cell surface receptor signaling pathway. NCBI's taxonomy places the organism in Eukaryota, Metazoa, Chordata, Actinopteri, Cichliformes, Cichlidae. Bases 157 to 1161 code for a protein of 334 amino acids.
UUAAAUGAUUACAUUAAUUAGCAUUGAGUUGUAAAAGAAAUAGUAGAAAGUAGUAGUGGUAGUGGUAGUAAAACUGCUUUAGGAGCAGGAAGACAAACAGGAAGACGCCCUGCUCUCAGUUUUCACACUUUAGUAUUCAGUCUGCAGCACGACAUCAUGGUGUUCAGAGCUGCCUGCAUCAAGCUGUUGAUAACUGUCAAGAUCCUGCUGUGUGCACAUGAUGACAACGUUGGUGCAGUUUUUCUUCAUGUUGUUCCAAACAGAUCACAGUUCUUUGAAUAUGAGCCAGUAACUUUUUACUGUGAGGGCGUCUCUCAUUAUAAUGUUGUACAUAAGUUGAGAGGGAAAAUAAAAUCAUGCAGCAACACUAAUGAGAAAACAGCAACAGGAUUGUCCUGCUCUAUAAAAAAUCUUUAUACGGACGAGAGUGGAGAGUUCAUAUGUGAGACUGAAGGAGGGGAGAAAAGCAACAUUAUUAACUUCACUGUUACUGCUGGUUCUGUGAUCCUGGAGAGUCCUGCUGUUCCUGUGAUGGAGGGAGAAGCUGUGACUCUGAGCUGCAGGAACAAGACAACUUCCUCCAGCUUCACAGCUGAGUUCUACAAAGAUGGACAACACAUCAGGAACAGCUCCACGGGAUACAUGACCAUCGGCAGAGUUUCCAAGUCUGAUGAAGGACAUUAUAAAUGCAGCAUUUCAGGAGCUGGAGAGUCACCAGUGAGCUGGCUGAAUGUCACAGGUCAGAACACAGGAGCUGAUCCAGAUAUUCCCCAAAAGGAAAGCCCUGCUGCCACACCUUGGAUUAUUGUCGCUGUUUUAUUGAGUGUUGUGUUGGUGGUGGGGGCACUGCGUCACUUUGGGAAAGAUUACUGGGACAGAGCACUGCUCUAUCUGUCAACUAAGGUGCGUACUUCAGAUUCAACAGAGCGUCAAGCAGAGGCCAGUGCACCUAAUGCAAGCAAAGCAACAUACGCUACUGUAAAUAAAAACAGGAAAAAAACAGAUGAAGAUGGAUUGUCUUCUGGAUCCUUUUACUACCUCGUAGAACAGGAGUGCGCUGAAGUAGAUGAAGAACCAGAAAAGUCCGCUGCAAGAAGAACUUCAUCACAUGUCUAUCAACUUGUGGCAGAUGACGCUUUUUAUUCUCUAGUACAAAAGUAAGCCAUGGUUAUGGAUACACCAGUAAGAUUGUACUUUGCAUCAAGAGAAAUUGCCUGGAACGGGAAAAACUGAGAAACUGCAGCAAAUCCAGUUCACCACCCAUGAUCCUGCGGCUCAUCAGAAGGACCAGAAAUAAAUAGGCAGCAGUUCAGAGAUGGACAGCCUGUUUCACUACUGAUCAUCUUAGAGUGGUGAUAAGCCAUUAUCCUGAUCAUCUGAUUGUUAUGAUGUCUGUGUUAUAUUGUAGAUGCCCUGUAAAGUGGCCCAACCCUACAUUUAUUUUAUAUUUUGUGAAAUAAUAACCAAACUACUUUUUUAGUGAGUCCAAAUCCAUUUGGCUGUAUCUCUCUCUCUCUCUCUCUCUCACACACACACACACACACACACACACACACACGCAAAAGUAUUCGGCCGCCUUGAACUU